CCGCGAGUCUGCGCAUAACGCCAGUGUAAUGCGCGUUUCGUUUCUUACCCAGUUAGUGCUGUUUGGUGUUUUAACUGUUUAAGUUGUUUUGGUACUGUUGUAAUUAUUAUUUUGAAGCGAAGGGGCAUAACCAUCCGUUAAGAUGCCGAGGAUUAUGAUAAAAGGGGGCGUUUGGCGCAAUACGGAGGAUGAGAUCCUCAAGGCCGCUGUGAUGAAAUAUGGUAAAAACCAGUGGUCUCGUAUUGCGUCACUGCUUCACCGAAAGUCGGCCAAACAGUGCAAGGCCCGAUGGUACGAGUGGCUGGACCCGAGCAUCAAAAAAACAGAGUGGUCCAGAGAGGAGGAGGAAAAGCUCCUUCAUCUGGCAAAGCUGAUGCCCACUCAGUGGCGGACCAUCGCGCCCAUCAUCGGACGCACUGCUGCACAGUGUCUGGAGCACUAUGAAUACCUGCUAGACAAGGCAGCACAAAGAGAUAAUGAAGAAGAAGUGGGAGACGACCCCAGGAAGUUAAAACCUGGAGAGAUUGACCCUAAUCCUGAAACUAAACCUGCCAGACCAGACCCUGUGGACAUGGAUGAAGAUGAGUUGGAGAUGCUGUCGGAGGCAAGAGCUCGACUAGCAAACACACAGGGCAAGAAGGCCAAAAGGAAGGCCAGAGAGAAGCAGCUGGAAGAAGCCAGACGUUUGGCCGCUCUACAGAAGCGCAGGGAGCUGAGAGCAGCAGGUAUUGACGUUCAGAAGAAGAGAAAGAAGAAGAGGGGAGUGGAUUACAAUGCCGAAAUCCCCUUUGAGAAGAAACCUGCACCGGGUUUCUAUGACACCAGCAUGGAGCAGUACGAUGCUCUUGAGCCACACUUCAAACGACUCAGACAACAGCAUCUGGAUGGAGAAUUACGCAAUGAGCGUGAAGAGAGGGAGAGGAAGAAGGAUAAACAGAAGAUGAAAAAAAAGAAGGAGAGCAACCUACCGUCUGCCAUCCUUCAGACCAGCGGAGUGGCCGAGUUCACCAAGAAACGUUCUAAGCUGGUUUUACCUGCACCACAGAUCAGUGACGCUGAGCUGGAAGAUGUCGUCAAACUGGGUGUGGCCAGCGAGGUCGCUCGUCAAGCUGCAGAGGAAAGUGAAAGCACUAACUCCGCCUCUUCCACCCUUCUGUCAGAGUACAGCAUCACCAACACCAUGGCAACGGGGCUACGUACCCCCCGCACACCCGCUGCUCAGGACAGGAUCCUGCAGGAAGCCCAAAACCUAAUGGCUCUGACCAACAUCGACACGCCUCUAAAGGGAGGUCUGAACACGCCGCUGCACGAGAGCGACUUUAGCGGCGUGACGCCUCAGCAGCAGCAGAUCCAAACGCCCAACACUGUGCUUGGCACGCCCUUCAGAACCCCUGGUCCAGGUCAAGGGUCAGACGGAAUGACCCCACAUUCAGGAGGGGGAUUGACGCCACGCGUGAGUGGUACACCAGGACUGACCCCCGGCCGCACGCCGCUGAGAGACAAACUGAAUAUUAACACUGAGGAGCAGCUGAGUGACCCCGCGUACGCAAAACACAUGCAAAGGGAAAGCCUGCAGCAGCUGAGGCAGGGUCUGAUGUCACUUCCUGUUCCCAAAAACGACUUUGAGAUCGUCCUUCCUGAAAACGUGGAGAAAGAACUUGAACCAACAGAGACCGAAACCGAAUUCAUAGAGGACUCGUCGGAGGUGGACGCACGCAAGAAGGCUCAGCGGGACGCAGAACGAGAGAAGGAGCUGAAACUACGACACACCGCUGUCCGGAGGGACCUGCCCCGACCCACUGAGGUGAACGAAUCCGUCCUCCGUCCCGCCUCCAUGGAGCCGCUGGCUGACCUCCAGGUGGCCGAGGAGAUGGUCAAACAGGAAAUAAUCACCAUGCUGCACCAUGACUGCCUGCACCACCCAUCAGCCACUGCGGCCAGCCAGCUGCAGCGUGGCAAGACCAAAGGCCCCGCCUCCAUGUCCAACAACGCCUCCCAUAUAGCCUACCUGGAAACGCACCCUUACAAACCAAUCAGCACAGAGGAGAUGGAAAAGGCUAAAGCGCUGCUGGCAGCAGAAAUGGAUGUGGUGAAGGUGGGAAUGGGCCACGGCGAUCUUAGCAUGGAGGCCUACAGCCAGGUGUGGGAGGAGUGCUACGGACAGGUUUUGUAUCUGCCGAGUCAGAACCGGUACACCAGAGCCAACCUGGCCUCAAAGAAAGACAGAAUUGAGAGUCUGGAGAAGAAACUCGAGGUGAAUCGUAGUCACAUGACAGCAGAUGCCCGGCGAGCGGCCAAACUGGAGAAGAAACUCAAAAUCCUACUUGGUGGAUUUCAGUCCAGAGCGCUGGGUCUCCUAAAGCAACACAAUGAACUGUGGGAGCAGGUGGAGCAAGCAGCUAUGGAGCUCCAGACAUUCACUCAGCUGAAGCACCAAGAAGAUAUGGCGAUUCCCAGGAGGCACGAGAGUCUGCGGGAGGAUGUGGAGCGGCAGAUGGAGCGAGAACGAGAGCUUCAGCAGAGAUAUGCAGAGCUGCUGAUGGAGCGAGAGUCGCUGCUCAACGCCACUCAGAAAUACUGACAACAAACUCUUUCCACAUGCUUAUAAUGUCAUCGUAUAAAAAAACCCAUGUGUCCAUUCAGAGCUGAAAUCUGAGCUAGACCCCUUGACCUUCUGUCAGUGAUCACAGGCUGAGUUUUGAGCAUGUUCAGCCGCCCUCUGUAACCGUGACCAAUAAAGAUUCUUCCAAACUGAA
Molecule: messenger RNA, 2756 nt
Organism: Thalassophryne amazonica
Lineage: Eukaryota; Metazoa; Chordata; Actinopteri; Batrachoidiformes; Batrachoididae
Gene: cdc5l
Product: CDC5 cell division cycle 5-like (S. pombe)
Exons: 19
Coding region: 143-2581 (812 amino acids)
Biological process (GO): regulation of transcription by RNA polymerase II; mRNA splicing, via spliceosome
Cellular component (GO): Prp19 complex; spliceosomal complex
Molecular function (GO): DNA-binding transcription factor activity, RNA polymerase II-specific; RNA polymerase II transcription regulatory region sequence-specific DNA binding
Source: RefSeq, a predicted model, not a curated record